Spodoptera litura is the source of this 2991-nucleotide messenger RNA. RefSeq names its product ABC transporter oskyddad (gene osy). The record is from RefSeq and is a predicted model, not a curated record. NCBI's taxonomy places the organism in Eukaryota, Metazoa, Arthropoda, Insecta, Lepidoptera, Noctuidae. Gene Ontology annotation, cellular component: membrane. Gene Ontology annotation, molecular function: ATP binding; ATP hydrolysis activity; ABC-type transporter activity.
UCCAAACAGAACGGACGUGCGAGCUCAGUUGGAUUAAUUGCGGAUUUUAUUUGUUGAAUUAAAUAAAUCAAUUCAAGAGGUUUUUUCUGUGAAUAGUGUUGUGUUGUGCAAUUAUUUGGAUUUCUGUUAUUUUGCUUGUUUGUUGUGUGGAAGGAGUUUACGAUUUUUAUAUUACUACUUGGACGGGGGCCGAUAAAAGAUUAAAAAAUGCCAGCGUAUGACAAUGAGGGGGCGACGAUAUCCAUGGAGGAUGUCAGGCCUCCAGAACAGCCCAUCACUAUCAGCACCAUUGAAGAGGAGCUCAUUGCCAGAAGACAUAAGAUGUUCAAGACACAGAAGUCCACAGUUGCUUCUAGAAAACAGCAGGCGGUGUGCGUCAGAAGGGCUCACAAGAGAUAUGGAACACAGAAGAAUCCUAAUAUUAUUCUAGAUGGUCUGAAUAUGACAGUUCCUAAGGGAUCCAUAUAUGGUCUUCUCGGAGCAUCAGGGUGUGGAAAGACCACCUUACUAUCCUGUAUAGUGGGCAGACGAAGACUGAACUCUGGUGAAAUCUGGGUGCUAGGUGGAAAACCAGGCAGUCCUGGAAGCGGAGUACCUGGUCCUAGGAUUGGGUAUAUGCCUCAGGAAAUUGCCUUAUUUGGCGAGUUUUCCAUUAGGGAGACCCUGAUUUACUUCGGAUGGAUAGCCAACAUGCCGAAUAAGGAGGUGGAGGAGAGAAUUGAUUUCUUGAUCCAGUUACUUCAGCUGCCUAACCCCACCAGACAAGUGAAAAACUUAUCCGGAGGUCAGCAAAGGAGGACAUCGUUGGCUGCAGCGCUGAUACACGACCCUGAGCUCCUGAUCCUGGAUGAACCGACUGUUGGAGUCGAUCCUGUUUUACGACAAAGCAUUUGGGACCACUUGGUGGACAUCACUAAAGGUGGUCGAACUACUGUCAUCAUCACGACUCAUUAUAUUGAUGAGACUAAGCAGGCUGAUAUUAUCGGACUCAUGCGAGGUGGUAGAUUCUUGGCAGAAGAAUCACCAACGGAACUAAUCCGCCGAUACCAAGGCGAGAGUUUAGAAGAUGUGUUCUUGAAGUUGUCAGUACUACAGAACUUGGGCAAGAGGAGGAGAUCCAGCAUCCUCGCUGAUGUGGUGGAAAGGGUUGAACUUCCCGCAAUACCAAAUCCAGCAGCAGUAGACUUGGAAGAAGCAGAAAUUGGUGAAAUAUCUGGAGAAUUCGGUGACAACGUGUCCAUGAGCAGUAAGGGUCGAGUGGUGGUGACUCCGGAGCUGAUUAACCCCAUAGAAGCCAUGCCUCCAGAAGAAAAACCGAGAAGGAGUAUGGAAAUGUACAUGCCCAUGAAAUGGCAUCACAUGAAAGCCUUGAUAUGGAAGAAUUUCUUAAGUUUGUUUAGGAAUUUUGGCGCCCUGGCGUUCCUCCUCGGUCUCCCAGUCUCUCAAAUGAUAUUCUUCUGUGUCGCUAUUGGUCACUACCCUGUCGGCUUGCCGAUAGCUGUGGUGAACUAUGAAGUUAACUCCACGGAACCUCUCUGCGACUAUAAUAAAAACGUGUGUCCUCAAGAUCCUAAUACGUACGAAUGGAAUCUAACGAGAUUUAGUUGUGAAUAUUUGGACUUUUUGUCGAAGAGACAAUCUAAUUUGAUAUCAUACCCAACCAAAGAGAUAGCAAUGAAUGAGGCCCAACAUGGUAAAGCGCGAGUGGUGCUGAUAUUCCACUCCAACUUCUCCGAGUCUCUGCAGCUGAGGAUCACAGACCCCAGACAUACAAACAAAUGGACUGUCCAGAACUCCGAUAUUGAAACCCAUAUGGAUGAUACUGACAAGCAAGUGGAAUGGAUGUUGUCUAGAGACAUACAGCUGGCCUUCAUGGAAGCUACGGAACAUCUAGCUAAAGUCUGCGACUUGCCUCCAAGGAUCAUGUCCAUACCAGUCACCUUCAACAAACCAGUUUAUGGUUUGGAGGUACCCAACUUGACUGACUUCGCUGGACCUGGUGUUAUUUUAACGAUCGUAUUCUUCUUGGCUGUGGCUCUGACUUCAGGAUCCAUGCUGGCUGAGAGGAACGAGGGUAUCCUGGAGAGGUCACUGGUUUCUGGUAUUACUGGUACCGAGAUCCUGUUCUCCCAUGUACUAGUCCAAAUGUUGGUCAUGAUGCUCCAGUCAGGCAUGGUGCUGCUCCUCGGUUUCCUGGUCUUCGGCCUGACUAUCAAGGGACCAGUAGGAUGGGUGAUCUGCUUAACUUUGAUGACUGGACUCUGUGGCAUGACUUUCGGUUUCGUUGUAUCCACAAUCUGCGAUACUGACAGGACUGCUACUUACCUCGCUCUCGGAUCAUUUCUACCCAUGGUGAUGCUUUGCGGAAUCAUCUGGCCUAUUGAAGGUAUGCACGUGAUCCUCCAAUGGAUCAGCUACUUCCUCCCACUUACUCUGUCAACUGAGGGUCUUCGGUCUAUGCUGCAAAGAGGUUGGAGCGUCAACAGCCCUACAGUCUACGCCGGCUUCAUCUCCGUGACCACCUGGAUCGCAGUCUACCUCACGACAAGUAUCCUGCUCCUCAAAUUCAAGAAGGGCUGAAGAGUCUACAUCCAGCUGUAGUUUAGAAUCAAAUUGCUCAAUGCUUAGGGUAGUUUCUUUGCCAUAGAUUUAGUUUUGGUGUGUGAGUAGUGAAUGAGUAGGUUUUUAAAGGAUUUGGAACUGUGUGUCUUUGUAGAUGUGGUUUAUUUUACAUUGCUUUGGGGAAGUAGGUAGAAGACGCUGAUAUUUUUCUUUAUAAAGUAGAUGAUGAUGUUGACUAUUUUAUUUUGAUACGUUAAAUAGAGUUCGUAAUGAAAUUGUGAACAAUAAGACCGCAUUACAUUAAUAAUUACGUUUACCUUAUUUUAUGAGGAAUGUCUGAAGAGUAGUUAAUGGCGACAUAAUAUGAACUUUAGGAAUUGGGCAUGAUUAAGUUAGGUUUAGUAUUUAUGUGAUUUAUAUAGAACCUGC